This is a messenger RNA of Fusarium verticillioides 7600, 291 nucleotides long. RefSeq lists its product as hypothetical. The record is from RefSeq and is a predicted model, not a curated record. The coding region runs from base 1 to 291 and encodes 96 amino acids. The transcript has a single exon. NCBI's taxonomy places the organism in Eukaryota, Fungi, Ascomycota, Sordariomycetes, Hypocreales, Nectriaceae.
AUGGUUGACAACUGGGACGAAAUACUUGAACCUUUUGGAAAUCCCUCGAUCGUGCGCUCUAUUGGCAAUUGGCUUGGCCGUCUGGCCACAAUGGUUCUUUGCCUGCAAGUGGGCCAUCCGACUAUUGUUCUUUCGAAUCAAUUUUGUUGGGAAUGCAUCAUUGAAAAGUGGAGAGAGAUCCAUUCGGAUCGUAUCCGAAAGUCUCAGGCCUCGGACUCGGACCCGCAGCCUGAGUCAGGAUAUCCUGAAGAUGCAAUUUCUCCAGAUGCUGCAGCUAGUGGGUUGGGCUAG